Molecule: messenger RNA, 1631 nt
Organism: Drosophila obscura
Lineage: Eukaryota; Metazoa; Arthropoda; Insecta; Diptera; Drosophilidae
Gene: dib
Product: cytochrome P450 302a1, mitochondrial
Exons: 4
Coding region: 67-1539 (490 amino acids)
Molecular function (GO): iron ion binding; monooxygenase activity; oxidoreductase activity, acting on paired donors, with incorporation or reduction of molecular oxygen
Source: RefSeq, a predicted model, not a curated record
UGUCUGUCUUCAGUGUGUUUCUGGAAUUUUCCGCGACAAGAGCUGUGUACAACUGUGACUGUAAAAAUGCUAACGAAGCUGCUGAAGAUCAGCUGCACGUCGAGGCAGUGCACCUUUGCCAAACCCUUUGAGGCGAUGCCGGGACCACGCGGCCCCUGGGGCUUGGGCAAUCUCUACAACUAUAUGCCGGGCAUUGGCUCCUAUUCCUUUCUGCGGCUGCAUCAGGCCGGGCAGGACAAGUACGAGCGAUACGGUGCGAUUGUCAGGGAAACGAUGGCACCAGGACAGGACAUCGUUUGGCUUUACGAUCCCAAGGACAUUGCCACGCUGCUGAACGAACGCGACUGUCCGCAGCGACGCAGUCAUUUGGCACUCGCCCAGUACCGCCGCCAGCGUCCGCAUGUGUACAAGACCACGGGUCUGCUGCCCACCAAUGGCCAGGAGUGGUGGCGUCUCCGCUCACAGCUGCAGAAGGAGCUGAGUGCGCCGAAGAGCGUAAGGAACUUUAUACCCCAAGUGGAUGGUGUGACGCGAGAGUUUUUGGCAUUCCUGCGGGAGUCAGCGGGCGAGGGAGAUGCGAUCGACAUGCUGCCGAAGCUAACAAGAUUGAAUCUGGAACUUACUUGCCUGCUCACCUUUGGUGCCCGGCUGCAAUCCUUCUCGCCAGAGGAGCAGAGCCCCCACUCCCGAUCCACACACCUGAUGCACGCCGCCGAGACCACCAACAGCUGUAUUCUGCCCACAGAUCAGGGCCUGCAGCUGUGGCGCCUUAUGGAGACGCCCAGCUAUCAGAAGUUGCGUAAGGCACAGACCUACAUGGAGAGCGUGGCCCUCCAACUGAUGGAGAGCUGCUCCUCCGCCUCCGAGCAUUCCUCUCUGAUUUCCACAUAUCUGCAGAACCCAGAGCUCGAUCGGAGCGAUGUGGUGGGCACUGCAGCGGAUCUCCUUUUGGCUGGCAUUGAUACCACCUCGUAUGCCUCGACGUUUCUGCUCUACCACGUGGCUCGGCACCCGGAGGUGCAGCAGAGACUCCAUGCGGAGUCCAGAAGAGUGCUGCCAGAUGCCGAUCAGCCUCUUUCUGCGGACGCACUUCGCACGGACAUCACCUAUACGCGGGCGGUGCUGAAGGAGUCGCUUCGUCUGAAUCCCAUUUCAAUUGGCGUUGGGCGCAUACUCAACCAGGACACGGUGCUCAGUGGCUACCUUGUGCCCAAAGGGACUACAGUUGUGACUCAAAAUAUGAUUGCCUGCCGCCUGGAGCAGCACUUUCCGCAGCCCCUUCUCUUCCAGCCGGAUCGCUGGCUCCAGCAGCGCAGCGCCUUCAAUCCCUAUCUGGUGCUGCCCUUUGGCCAUGGAAUGCGCGCCUGCAUAGCCCGUCGUUUGGCGGAGCAGAACAUCCAUAUUCUGCUCUUGCGGCUGCUGCGUAACUUUGAGCUCAUCUGGCGCGGGGGAACGGAUGCCGAGUUGGAUGUCGUCACGCUGCUGAUCAAUAAACCAGAUGCCCCCGUGUUGAUCGAACUGCGAUCGCGUUCCAAAUGAUUUGCAAGUCUGAAAAGUGAGAGGAGUUGUUCAAUUCAAUUUUAAAUAAAUUGUUAAUUUUAAUUAAUAAUUAUACAAUAAUUAGUGUAAAU